AUGUCUGGGGGGCAGCAGGAGGGGACCCAGCAACCUGUGCAGCCGGAGAAGGUCGGUUGGGUGAGGAAAUUCUGCGGGAAAGGCAUUUUUCGGGAAAUCUGGAAAAACCGUUAUGUGGUUCUGAAGGGAGAUCAGCUUUACAUCUCGGAGAAGGAGGUAAAAGAUGAAAAAAACAUCCAGGAAAUGUUUGACCUGAGUGAUUAUGAGAAAUGUGAAGAGCUCAGGAAGUCCAAAAGCAGAAGCAAAAAGAACCACAGCAAAUUUACCCUGGCCCACUCCAGGCAACCUGGGAACACGGCACCAAAUCUGAUCUUCCUGGCUGUGAGUCCAGAAGAGAAGGAGUCCUGGAUUAAUGCCCUCAACUCUGCCAUCACACGUGCUAAAAACCGCAUCUUAGAUGAGGUCACUGUUGAAGAGGACAGCUACCUGGCCCACCCCACACGGGACAGAGCCAAGAUCCAGCACUCCCGACGGCCCCCGACACGGGGACACCUGAUGGCUGUGGCAUCUACCUCAACCUCGGAUGGCAUGCUGACACUCGACCUGAUCCAGGAGGAAGAGGCCUCUCCAGAGGAUCACAGCACCUGUGAGGAGAGUUUCCGGGUGGAUCUGGACAAGUCUGUGGCCCAUCUCACUGCCGGACGGCGCCGCUCGGACUCCGAGAACGUCAAAUCCCCGGAGAAAGGCCGGACAGGGAGUCUCCCAAGCCAGGAGGUGACCUCCUGGGACAGGUUUGGGCAACGCAAGGACUCCUUUGACAAAGGGACCAUGUACACGCCGCAGGUCCCCAAAAAGCUCUCGCACUCCGAGAAGAAUAAAUGUGCCUCCAUGGAAGAGAUCCUGUCCCGCCGGGACUGUUCGGCGCAGCGGGCGGUGCUGAGGAGGGGGCUGGAGGCCCAUUUUGCCUCAGCAGAACCAGAGCAGCUCUCCCGGAUACAAGAACUGGUUGCACUCAAACUGGAAAAAACUCAGGAACUGCUGACAGAGGUGAAGGGCUACGGGGAAGGCAAGAGAAAGACCAAGGAUUCUAACACCAGCACCACCACCACUUCUUCCUCAUCAUCUUCCAAGACGGACUCUGAAAGGAUCCUGCAGGAAUCGGAGAGGUUGCUCGGGGAGGCUUCCUCCACCUGGAGCCAAGCCAAGAGGGUGCUGCAGGAGAUCAAAGAGUUGAGGGACCUGUACAAACAGUUGGAACUGCAGCAGUCGGACUCAAAACCCAAACAGAGCUCACAGUCUCAGUUCAGGAAGAGCAUGAUGUGAAGGCAAGCCUUGGGCUGGGGCGGGAGGGGCAGGGGAGGGCAGCCAGCUGGUCUUUCUUUUUUUUUUAUUAUUCUUUAAUUAUUAUUAUUUACAGUGUUCAAAAGAGUGAAAAGGUGCCUGUUCUCACCCAAAUUUGCUUCUCAAAGCUUGAACCUUUCCUUUCCUCCACCGCCCCCCUUGACGAAACAACCCGGUGUUCCAAUAAACCCAGUUCCAGUUGAUA
This is a messenger RNA of Chaetura pelagica (chimney swift), 1486 nucleotides long. RefSeq names its product pleckstrin homology domain containing, family O member 1 (gene PLEKHO1). Gene Ontology annotation, cellular component: muscle cell projection membrane; ruffle membrane. Bases 1 to 1263 code for a protein of 420 amino acids. The transcript is spliced from 6 exons. NCBI's taxonomy places the organism in Eukaryota, Metazoa, Chordata, Aves, Apodiformes, Apodidae. Gene Ontology annotation, biological process: regulation of myoblast fusion. The record is from RefSeq and is a predicted model, not a curated record.